AUGAAGUUAGACAGCAAGGCCAUGCGCCACCUCAUUGCUGACGACUGGCGAGUCCUGACCGCAGUCGAGAUGGGCAGCAAGAAUCACGAGAUCGUCCCGACCCCGCUGAUAGAAAAGCUCUCGCGCCUGCGAGGUGGUGCCAGCGGUGUACACAGGAGCAUAUCGAACCUUGCCAAGAUCGGCCUUAUCUCGCGUGUCAAAGAGGCCAAGUACGACGGCUACCGGUUGAGUUAUGGCGGGCUCGACUAUCUUGCCCUACACACGUAUGCAUCGCGAAAGGAGGUGUACAGCGUGGGAAACCGAAUCGGCGUGGGAAAGGAGAGCGAUAUCAUGAUCGUGGCCGACGACAGCGGGACACAGAGAGUGCUCAAAAUCCACCGUCUCGGGCGCAUAUCCUUUCGCACGGUCAAGGCCAACAGGGACUACCUCAAAAAGAGACAGGGCGGCUCAUGGAUGUACCUUUCGAGGCUAGCUGCCAUGAAAGAGUACGCCUUCAUGCAGGCACUCCACGAAGAAGGUUUCCCAGUUCCCAAUCCUUUGGCGCAGUCACGGCACACCAUCGUCAUGUCACUCAUCGACGGAUUCCCUCUGCGCCAGAUAUCGUCAAUACCAGACCCGGCUGGCUUGUACGCCGAGCUCAUAGCUCUCCUUCUCAGAUUGGCCAAGCAUGGCCUCAUUCAUGGAGACUUCAACGAGUUCAACAUUAUGAUCAAAGAGGAGAAAGUCGAUUCUUCUGGUGCAGCUGAUGGGGAAUCCACGACUACUGGCGAUCAUGGAGAUUCAGAAGCAGUCAGGCUUGUGCCAGUCAUCAUCGACUUUCCGCAAAUGGUUUCGAUGGAUCACCAAAACGCCGAGAUGUACUUUGAUCGGGAUGUCAACUGUAUUAAGCGCUUCUUUGAGAGGCGAUUCCAGUUUAUCAGCACGGAAAAGGGGCCAUAUUUCAAAGAUGCAAAGAAGAGUGUAGGCAAGGACGGAGCUAGGCGUAUUGACGCUGCUUUGGAAGCGUCGGGAUUCACGAAGAAGAUGGCCAAAGACCUCGAGGCUGCUAUCAGAGAGCAAAACGCUUCAAAGGGUAACGAGGGACAAGGUGAUGAAGGAAGUGGCGAUGAUGACAGCGAAGAGGACGAGGAAUACGAGGAAGGAAGUGACAGGGGAAGCAAUCCAGAUGAAGAGAUUAGAGAGCAAGGGGGCCUUGGCGAUCCGCUUUCAGAAAAGGACAAAGGCGUCGAGAUACCCAGAGACGACAUGGCCAACCUGUCAAUUGGCAGUGCUGCUACGAAGUAG
Molecule: messenger RNA, 1284 nt
Organism: Thyridium curvatum
Lineage: Eukaryota; Fungi; Ascomycota; Sordariomycetes; Thyridiales; Thyridiaceae
Exons: 2
Coding region: 1-1284 (427 amino acids)
Biological process (GO): maturation of SSU-rRNA; protein phosphorylation
Cellular component (GO): nucleus; preribosome, small subunit precursor; cytosol
Molecular function (GO): ATP binding; protein serine/threonine kinase activity
Source: RefSeq, a predicted model, not a curated record